Rhodotorula graminis WP1 is the source of this 700-nucleotide messenger RNA. RefSeq lists its product as uncharacterized. The coding region runs from base 1 to 657 and encodes 218 amino acids. Gene Ontology annotation, molecular function: catalytic activity. The record is from RefSeq and is a predicted model, not a curated record. Lineage: Eukaryota; Fungi; Basidiomycota; Microbotryomycetes; Sporidiobolales; Sporidiobolaceae. The transcript has 4 exons.
AUGGCCGCUACUCUGCCUGAGCCCGCUGUGCUCCUGCGCGCCUUCCUGCGCGUCAUGCUGGACGAGAUCGUGCCCAAGACGCGGGCCAACGUUGCGAGCGGCAGCAAGGUCUUUGGAGCGUCGGUCCACCACAAGUCUCCCCAGCUCGAGGUCGUCACCGUCGGGACCAACACCGAGACCGAGAGCCCGCUACUGCACGGCGAGAUCCAGACGAUCCAGCAGUUCUACAAGAUCCCUCGAGCCGAGCGACCCGAGGCCAAGGACACCGUCUUCUUCUGCACGCACGAGCCCUGUUCUCUCUGCUUGUCCGGCAUCACCUGGGGCGGCUGGAACACCUUCUUCUACCUCUUCUCGUACGAGGACACGCGCGACGCGUUCGACAUCCCGCACGACAUCAAGAUCCUCGAGGAGGUUUUCCGCGUCCCGUCGACCUGCGCGCACGAGUCGCCGUCCGACCUCGCCUCGCGCCCGCUGUACAACCGCACCAACGCUUUCUUCACGUCGGCGUCGUGCGCCGAGCUGCUCGCCCAGGUCCCGGACGACUCGCCCGACAAGCCUGAGCUCGAGGCGCUGUGGAGCGAGGUGCGGAAGGUGUACGGCGAGCUGAGCGGGACGUAUCAGAGCCAGAAGGGCGACAAGGGGAUCCCGAUGGCGUAGCGACGGCGAGAGUGGGUGCAACCUGAGAAGAGUUGUUUCUUGU